GAUGAGUGAGAAUAGUUGACAGCUAACGGCUAAAUUGGCAAAAACACCAUUUCCUGAGUACAUGCAAAACAAGCUUACAUGUCACUGACGUUGCUUAUUCAUCGCUGGAUAUCUUUGUGAAGUUAUAGCUGGUUUGUUUAUCGGAAUUUGAAGCACAUGGGCAAAGAGACGAGAUUCGGUAUCGGAAUUGACAAAACACUACAAUUGGGGGACAUCGUAUUCACCAACUUGGUGUACAAGAGGCAGCAGCAUAACGUUUCACGGUGCUAUUUUUAUCUGACAACGAAACAUUUUCCCAUUUCGUCAUCAUGAUGGAGUAUUUCAAUCCGGAGGAAGUGGAUGCACUUUCACUGCAAGAUAUGAUUGAUUGUGACAUCAAAACAGACAUCGACAAUUUGUUGCAGAUUCAAAACUCGGAGAAGAUGAGUUCGCUGGAGUACUGUUUACAGCAGAUAAACAGUUGCGAUGUCGGCAACAUCCACAACAACAAUAACUUGGAAUAUACUCCAUUAAAUCUGGAUAUUCCUAUGGAUACCAAAAAUUCUUGGGGCACGUCAGAAGCAGAGCGACUUCAUCAGCUAGUGGAGGUGGAAAAUACCGACCCCAAUUUGCUAGUUAACCCUCAGACUGGAGUGCCAAUACACCAUGAACAGAUGGAGAGUGAAUCAGCUGCAACUUUAUUACCUCGUUUGUCCAUGAACAUUCAGACACCGACAGUCGUGGGACUUAUUUCUGCCACACCACCUCAAUUCAUAACAGAAACUACUCUUAAUUCAAUGACAACGACAGGCAGCAACUCGCCUUUACGUUUGUCGUCGGCUACCAGCGGCCAUGCCGUAACGUUCUCUCAAAGCAGCCCGGCUGGACAGGUCAGAGAAAACGGUAAUAUUCAGGUGGAAAUCGGAAUGGCAUCGCCUUCACAAACUAACCCUGUCCUGCUUGAACAGUUGCAGAAUCCCAUCGGGUUACAUUCGCCAAGGAAAUUGCAGUGUGUUACCAACACACAUCUAACCAGUUUUUGUAGAGCAAACGGAAACCUAUCGGCAAAACGGACGGUGGAUACAGAGGCUGAGCGCGUAUACGCCAAACCUGCUUAUUCCUACAGCUGUUUGAUUGCUAUGGCCCUGAAAAACAGCAAAAAUGGCAGUUUACCUGUUAGUGAAAUUUACCAUUUUAUGACGUCUAACUUUCCCUACUUCAAGACAGCACCCGAUGGCUGGAAGAACUCGGUCAGACACAAUCUGUCACUAAACAAGUGUUUUGAAAAAGUUGAGAACCCAAACAAUACAGGAAACACACGCAAAGGCUGUCUCUGGGGCCUGAACCCUGCUAAGGUGGAGAAAAUGGAAGAGGAGAUUGUCAAGUGGAGGAAAAAAGAUCCAGAGUCCGUGAAAAACAGCCUAGCUAACCCAGAGAAGUUAGAGCUGAUAGAAUCAGGACGUGCAGGGUCUCCUCCAUCCCAGUCACAUCGCCGUCCUUCCCAAACCUCUGAGCAUGACAUCACAGAUGUCAACAGCGAUCAAUGUGCCCAGCUACUACUCACAUCUGACGACAAUCCGUCCAAACCUAAAAGUGUUGCUGAGAUGUUGAGUGUGGACAUGACAGGAUUGGACUCCAGCCUUGCUUUGGAUCCAGUACUCUCCGAGCUUGCUUCUCAGAGUGGAUUAUGGGAUGAUGACCUGACCAGUGACCUCAAGUUAGAUGUGCCUUUCUCCUCCUCUCCCCUGACCACCUGUAACUCACCCCUACUGACACAGCCCUCACCUUUAUCAGGGUUUACCAGCUGUGACAGUACCAUUCAGGGAAGCUAUGUGUACACAACCGCACCAUUCCACCUCAUAGAGCAGUCCCCAGUGUCCAAGCAAAUCACCAUCUACACCCAGACGCCCAGCAGAACUUUGUCUGCUCAAACAUAAUGACUCGUUUUCAUCUAGUCAGAUGUAUUCCUUUUCUAGGAGAAUAUGUGUUUUUGUUGUUUAAGUUUUUCAUGUUUCACACUGUAUAAGCUCAGGCAGCAUUAAGAGGGAAAUUGGUACUGUUUUUACAGCUGUUUUAAUGCCUAUUUGAAAGUGUGCUUUUUUAAUUGAAAACAAAACUGAGAAAAAUUCCACUGAUUUUUAAUAUAUUGUCAUUAAUUGUGUGUGUGUGUGUGUAUAUGGUGUGCAACAAUUUUUUUCAAGGUUUUUGAGAAAGUUUUUUUGAGUUUUUUUAUCAUAAGCUCAUUUUACAUGUAGCAUCUAAGGUUGUCCUCAUGGUGUGUAUGCCAGUCCAUACUUGUCUUUCUACUCAGCGUUCACACUUCCCUGUCAAGUGCUUGACACUCCCCUGUCAACAUGCUGCGCACUCCCCUGUCAACAUGCUGCACAUUUCCCUGUCAACGUGCUGCACACUCCCGUCAACAUGCUGCACACUCCCCUGUCAACGCGCUGGACACUCCCCUGUCAACGUGCCACACACUCGCCUGCCAACGUGCCGCACACCCCCUGUUAACUUGCUGCACACUCCCCUGCCAAUGUUCCGCGCACUCCCCUGCCAACAUGCCACACACUCCCCUGUCAGCGUCCUGUACACUCCCCUGUCAGUGUGCUGCACACUCCCCAGUCAACAUGUUGCACACUCCGCUAUCUGUUUGUUUAUCUGGUCUUUAGGUACAUGUAUGCAUCUAAAUCACUUCCAAAUUUUGCAAGUUUUGGCAUCUUCAUUACAGUUUUGAUCAGUGCAAAUAUCUCUCUACUGCUUGAUGUAAAACAAUUCCAAUUACCAAAGCUAAAACAAAUUUUGCAGAUAUUCUCUUGCGGAAACAGUGCAUUUAUAACAGAACAGCACUAAAUCCAAAACAAUUAAGAGAGACAACUCCUUGGCAGUGAGAAGUUUGAGUGUUGAUUUUUGGCUAGCAUGACUUGAUGAGAUUGGUGUAUGCACAUUUGCAUGAUGUUAAUGAACAUGCUUGCAUUUUCAUGUGGGUAUAUACAUGUAUGUAUGGAACUUUAACUUUCAUUACUGUUUUGUAUAUUGACACUUACAUUAUUCCAUUACUAAAUAUCACCAAAUAAUAUAAAAUAAAAUUUUUUGUUUGGAAACUUUCUCAUAACUUCACCCUAUGCAAUACAAGACAUUGGUGCUGUUCACAAAGUGUUAUGUUGACCUGUAUAUUUUAUCAAAUAUUGAUUUCUGAGAACUUCUAUUGUUGUGAAGGGUGAGGGCACAUAACUUGUGUAUACUUUUCUACCCAAAUUUCUACAUAUUGUGGAUCAGAUCCAACAUUUUGUUUGCCGCAUUGCCUUUCUUGCAUUUAUCUUUUUUAUGCUCAAGUUAAUAAGUAAAAGGCAACAUUGAAAAUGUAAUUUUCAAAUGCUACAUAUAGUCUUAAAAUUGUUCUGUAAUCUCUUUUUAAUUGCUUUAAUUUGUUUUGAAGUAAAUGUUCUUUAUGCAUUCGAUGUAGCGCUGGCACUAUGACAUUGACAUACAUCGCAUAAGACGAGAAAUUUAUAUGAAAGCUUACUGGAAUUUUAUGGAAAAAAAACCCCAGCAAUAUUCAGCAAUUUUGUGUUAAUCUGUUGCAACAGAUGUGUUUGGAUCCCUUUUAGGAUGAAGAAAUUAUUGUUCGUUAUUGGUGCAUCUAUAUAUUUAUUUGUGCAUUUUAUUAAUGACUUUUGCUGUACACUGAUCUCUUCAUUGGGAAAUAUAGAUUUCCUGGUAUUGUACACAUCAUUGGAAAUGUCUCUAUCUGACCUCUGACCUGUCAGUCAGGUGCAAAGGCUUUUCUGUAAAGCUGGUACAUAUACAUUUGGAACAUAGAACACCAAAUCUCUACUGAUGAGUUGUGUUUUUCCAUUGUCCGGUAUCUGUGUCAUUAAUGGCCAUAAAUACAUUGUCAUUAAUGGCCGUAAAUGCUGUCAACUGUCUUGUUAGAGCUGAUCAUGUAAUAGCUUACUGUAAAUGUUCACAGUGUAGGUGAACAACCACUUAUAGUAAGCAAUAAGACUUGUGUGAGCUGUUAACCUCUCAGUGCUUUGUGAAACAUUUCAUAAAUGCCUGCAGGGGCCAGAAUUCAAAAACGCCAUUUCUGACUUGAGUCAAAUUUAAAACCACAUCACAACCCUUAGGUUUUCGUGCUGAAAGAUGAAAUUUUGACACAUUUGUCUUUUUGAUAACAGUUAAAAGGUAGUCACAGCUUUAAUGUCUAGUGUCCAAAAAUAAGUUCUAAAAUAUUAUUAUUCAAUAAGUUUUGACACAGGUCAGAAAUAGCUUUGUAGAAUUGGCCCCAGAGUUGUUUCUUUGAAAGUCAAGUAGUAAAUGUUGGCUAUUUUAAGUGCUUUGUUUUUUGUUUGUUCCCUCCUUUGUUUGUACAUAAAAAUUUAUUGUGUGUCUUUUACUCUGAAUGUUAAUGAAUUCAUACUUUUUAACAGUGAAUGUUCAGAUAAAGUUCAUUGUCUAGGUUUGUAACUGUAUGUAAUUAUGAUUGACAACUUGAUGGGCAGCAAUGAACACAGAAAUAUCCGUGUGCAUUUCAUCACUCAGUGAUGUAAAUUAUCAUUUAUAUUUACCAAAUGUAAAAUGGUAAUUGUGACAUCCAUUCCCACCUUACGAAAAAAAAAAAAAAAUGAUUAUUUGUGCCUCUUUGAUGUAAGUAAAUUUUGCUGUUUUGUUUCACCUUGGUGUGAAAGAAAAAGUUGGUAUGACCAAUUUAUGAUGUAUAUAGAAAGCUAGUAAAACUGCCAAUCC
Messenger RNA from Liolophura sinensis, 4725 nucleotides. Its product is annotated as forkhead box protein N4-like. Bases 309 to 1916 code for a protein of 535 amino acids. The transcript is spliced from 6 exons. The record is from RefSeq and is a predicted model, not a curated record. NCBI's taxonomy places the organism in Eukaryota, Metazoa, Mollusca, Polyplacophora, Chitonida, Chitonidae. Gene Ontology annotation, molecular function: transcription cis-regulatory region binding; DNA-binding transcription factor activity, RNA polymerase II-specific. Gene Ontology annotation, biological process: regulation of transcription by RNA polymerase II.